AUGAAGAAUUGGCUUCACAACCCCAAGGACCAUAAGGAGUCCAAGCGGGUGGCCCUCUUUGUUGAGAAGAACAAGGAGGAGACCAACCUUUGCACGGAAGACCUCGUCAGGACUUUUGUCUCGCGCCGGGUGAUGCCCCUUCAGCGCCGCGCCCAUAAGAUCAGCCAGAUGUCAGGUCCGAAGGACCCGACAAGAAUUACGACUCACACGCUGAGCGCCACUGACUUGGUCCUUAAGGCCAAGCAGAUCUGCCAGAACCCGCUGAGUCCCAGCGGAGAGUAUGGGCUGCUCCCUUACAGCCGCAGCAACUCUCCUCCGCCCCGAAACUUCCGCCGGAUCGCCAGGGAGGAGCCGCCCUCUUACGCCCCCAACCGGCGUUUCCACGACGACUGUGACGCUCACCCCUACGUGAAGGGGAGGCACAAGAUGGGUCCAACGCAUGUCAGACGCCCCGGUAACUUCUCAACUCCUCAUCCGGCACAUGAUUCCGACAGUGACAAUGAGGUUGUUAUCCUCGAGGUCGUUGAGCAUGUUGCUCCUCUGACGGUCGAGGUUGGCCAGGAAUUCCUGGACAACCUGGCCUCCCGGGGGCGGAAAAACAAGGCUCCGGCCCCUGAGGUUGGCCCCAGCGAAGCUCCACCCGCCAAGCGCAAGAAGAAGGGGAGCGCUAGGCCUUACGCAGGGAGGAAGCGGAGGCAUGAGAUGCCGGGCGCCCUGGUCCUUACGAGGAGUGCGCCUGGCAUGCAGCCGGAAGCUCCAGCGGAUGCUGCCAGGGCCGCUCCUCCUUGUCAUGCAAGUCCGGUACCUUCGGGUGCCGGUAAAUCUCCAGCCUCCCCUCAGGGAGGAAAUAUAAGUUUGGGGCGCGUGGCCCCUGAACCUUCAAACCCCCGCGCGGAGGAGAAUUUCACCUCCCCUCUAGACAUUGAAGACACCGGUGCCAGCAACAUAGGCGCCGGUAACGAAGAUAGUGAACGGGCGGAACCUCCGGUUCCUCCCACUCCAAAGAAGAAGAAGAAAGCUGUCGCUUCCCCCUCCAAGGCUGCGCCGGAACCUUCCGGGCCAGCAACCUCCUCGCCGAAGGACGCACCGUCACCGCCUCCGACACCUCCUGCCGGCAAAGCUACCGCCGCCCCCGAGCUACCUCGCCCGGAAGGCGCGACCUUCACCGCUCAGCAACUUGCUGCAGCGGUUACCGCGGCGACUGCGCCCCCUUCCGGAUCGCAGUCAUUGGUGCUGCACGCCGGACGCGCCGCAGUUGUUGCCGGCGAAAAGGCUUCAGCUCAGCUAGGCCGGAUCGUCGAGCUCAGCUGCAGCGAGGCUGACCUGGGCCCUCUACGCGAGUACGCGGAGAAGUGGAACCGGGCGGACCUGUCCGCCGCCACUCGCGGCCUCGGCAAGGACAAGCUGCCGGUUGUGGAUAACUCCGGCCCGCGGAGCACGGCUCAACAUCUUAGCCGGCUCAAGCGUGCCGUGAAGGAGUUCGACGCGGCCUGGCACGACGCCAGCGCCAACGUGGUGGGCACCCUCGACCUCCGGAAGCAGCUCUUCGAGGAGCUGUUGUGGGAACACCGGCACCUCUCCGAGGCCUUCGCCAGCCUCGAGCUUGCCCACGGCAAGUGCCAAGCUGCCCUUCCGGAAGCCUCGCUUGAGGACCUUACCGGCCAACUCUCCAACCUCAAGGCUGAGAAGGAGCAGCUCGCCCUCGAGCACCGCAAGGCUCUGGAUGCUCAGCGGAACAUCGCCGCUGAGCUGAAAGACAAGCUCAUCCAAAUUGAACUCCGACACACGCAGGAGCUCAAGGAGGCCAAGGCUGCUGGCAAGGCCAAGCUUGAUGAGGCCCUCAAGGACUUCAGGGACGCCAGCGGGCAGCUGCAGAAGGAGCUGGAGGAGGAGACCAGGCUGCUGAAGGAGGCGGAGGACCGGAACGCCACCCUCGCGUCGGACCAGGCCCAGUUUAACCGGGUGGUUAUCCAAGCCGAUGAGCUGGCGCUCAAGCUUUUCCCGGACUCCCAGCCACACGCGCACAAGAAGGUGAUGGAGCUUCGGGCUGAACAUGCGCUCCGCGUUGCCUGCUCUGGGUAUGAGGAGCUGGACCUUGACGCCCUCCAUAGCUUGCGCGGCGGGGCGCCUACCGACACGGACCCCGCCAAGACCGCCAAGCGCAAGGAUCGCGCGUACCGGGUGGCUCAGUCCGCUCCUACCAGCACCUUCAUCCCUCCUCCCGCUGACCUAGCGGAUGAAAUGUCUGAGGAUGAGGAAGAAGAAGAUGCUGGCGAAGAUGAGGAAGAGGCCCCUGAAGAUGGUGAUGCUCCUCCAGAGCAAGCUCCGGAAGCGCCUGAAGCUGCCCCCGAGCCCCCUGUUGCUUGA
This is a messenger RNA of Lolium perenne, 2367 nucleotides long. NCBI's taxonomy places the organism in Eukaryota, Viridiplantae, Streptophyta, Magnoliopsida, Poales, Poaceae. The record is from RefSeq and is a predicted model, not a curated record.